GUUUUGUUUUAUUUUUUAAAUGUAUUUGUUCUUUGCUUAUUGCAGGCAUUAUGUGGUCCGAGGUCCUGAGAUGACACCUUAUGAAGGUAAACUACUGAUCACCAGGGUUUUUUUUGUUUUUUUUGUGGGGAGGAAGAGGGAUGGGCAAAUAAUCAUGAGCAAUUAAAGGAAUUCUCUAGUGUAAGGAAUACACAUACAAAGUUGUAUUCCUUUCACUAUAGUUCCUUCUAGCCACGUGCCCCCUCCCUUUACUGACACUUGAUGUCUGCGUGAGGACUUCCAGUGUCAGGCGACUAAAAGUCACAUAGCCACCAGGAAAUGCCUUUAGUGGCUGUCUGCCACUAAAGGCAGUCGUAGUUUCUCAUAAAUUGCAAUGAUUUACAUUGCAGGACUAAGUGGAAAUGGGACACUGCAACCAUACCACUUAAAUGAGCAGAAGUGGUCUCGGUGCCUAUAGUGUUCCUUUAAUACAGGGGUGCCCAAAAGGUAGAUCCACAGAUGUUUUAAAAUUACAGCUUACUUGAUGCUUUGUCUUUCUAAAGGCAUACAAAGCAUAAUGGGAGUUGUAGUUCUAUAACUUCUGGGGAUCUACCUUUUUGGGAACCCCUGCUUUAAUAGAAAAAAAUUAGGGUCCAAGCAGCAGAUAUACAACUGUUGUACAUAACUCCUCAUAAUAUGCAAGAAGCCACAGGAGUUGUUAUCUAACUGCUAAACGCCAAAUGCUAUCCCCUGCUUUAUUGCACUUGGUGGUGACAACUACUGAUAACCUGUGUAUUACUGAGCAUCUAUAUAUCCUUUAAAAACACCUCACCUAGGCAAAAAUAAUGUGGGUUUAGUUGCAAUAUAUGAUCAUACAUUGCAUAAGCCUGUCACAACGUCAAUGUACCACAUUCUUGGCAGUUCCUACUCUGGCAGCCUAAUUCCUGCUCUUAUGAGCUUACUCCACUUACUUGGGAAAUUCUUCCUCCCGGACUCUCUGAAGUACUAGGUUAAAUAGGGUUGUGGAAGGGGUACAAAACUGGGAAGUUGGCCUGCACUCCCAAAUAUAUUUAUAUAUGAUACCAAGAGGGCUGCACUCCCCUGAACAUGCAUACAUUAUAAGGGUGCUGCUGGAGCCAAAUCAUACAACAUAGACGAUCCAGCACACUCACUCAUUCACUAAACAGCAAUUCCAAGGUUCACAGAGUGUAAUAGUUUUAUUUAUUUUUAUCAUUUUUUGAGAUAUAAUUUUUUAUAUAAAUAAUGUCCACCUCUACAAAACAGCAGUUAGUGAAGUACACUUCACACGAUGCUCAGCCAGCCUAAAGUGUCAAAAUUAGCCGACACUAAUAUAGAUGUGACAAACAAGUGACAUUUGGCACUGUGAAUAACUAUUUAUUUAAAGAAGUGUCACUUUCAGAUGCUUGUUGCCACAUUUGCCAAAAUCAUUCAAUAUUUGUCUUAUUUCUUUUGAUUUAUGGUGUAAUUUCUAUGGAAUUCCAGUGCAGUCUGAGUCUUUCAUUAAAAUUUUCUCUUUAUAAAACUCCUAAAUUACAUUUCUGCUUUAAUGUCUGAUGUGUGUGUGUGUGUGUGUGUGUGUGUGUGUAUAUAUAUGUAUGUAUGUAUGUGUGUGUGUGUGUGUAUAUAUAUAUAUAUAUAUAUAUAUAUAUAUAUAUAUAUAUAUAUAUAUAUAUAUAUAUAUAUAUAAUAAUGUGUGUGUGUGUGUGUGUGUGUAUAUAUGUGUAUGUAUUCUAUCUUCAUGUAGAAUAUUUUAUUUUUUAUUCUGUUGUCCCCCAGGUGGAUAUUACCAUGGCAAACUUGUAUUUCCCAGAGAAUUCCCCUUUAAACCACCUAGUAUUUAUAUGAUCACCCCUAAUGGACGAUUUAAAUGUAACACACGGUAAGGAUUCCUAAUUUAGCUAUUUCUUUUAUGCUUUACUAUAGGAUUGCCUUAAUAUUAGAUAUGUUUUGGUUGCCUAUGUAUUUUAGAUACUCUAAAUGUGUACUGACAAAUAUAUUCAAAAGGCAGAGGAAGGCAAAAUAUCAACUGGCGCUAUUGCAAGGACUGUGAUUUUAGUAUAGUUUUGUUAUACACUGCCUGGCCAAAAAAAGUCACCAUAAAAAAAAAAAGGUCUUUAGCUUUGAUUACGGCACGCAUUCGCUGUGGCAUUGUUUCGAUAAGCUUCUGCAAUGUCACAAGAUUUAUUUCCGUCCAGUGUUGCAUUCAUUUUUCACCAAGAUCUUGUAUUGAUAAUGGGAGAGUCUAACCACUGCGCAAGGCCUUCUCCAGAACAUUGAAAAAGUUCUCAAUGGGGUUAAGGUCUGGACUCUGUGGUGGCAAAUCCAUGUGUGAAAAUGUCUCAUGCUCCCUAAACCACUCUUUCACAAUUUGAGCCCGAUGAAUCCUGGCAUUGUCAUCUUGAAAUAUGCCCAUGCCAUCAGGGAAGAAAAAAUCAAUUGAUGGAAUAACCUGGUCAUUCAGGCAGUCAACUGACCUCAUUUUUUUUGGGCGCAUGAUGUUGCGGAACCUAGACCUGACCAACUGCAGCAACCUCAGGUCAUAGCGCUUCCCCCACAGGCUUGUACAGUAGGUACUAGGCAUGAUAAGUGCAUCACUUCAUCUGCCUCUCUUCUUACACUGAUGCGCCGAUCAUUCUGGGCCAGGGUAAAUCUGGACCACAUGAUUUUCCUACCGUUGUUCCAGAGUCCAAUUUUUAUGCCCCCUAGCAAAUUGAAGCCUUUUUUUUCCGAUUAGCCUCACUAGUAGUUUUCUUAAGGCUACACAGCUGUUCAUUCCCAAUCCCUUGAGUUCCCUUUGCAUUGUGCGUGUGAAAAUACUCUUUUUUUGACUAUUAAACAUAGCCCUGAGUUCUACUGUUGGUUUUCUACAAUUUGAUUUCACCAAGCGUUUAAGUGAUCGAUCACGACCAAUCAGGAUUUUAUCCGGCCACUAUUCUUCCUCGAAGGUGAUGGUUCCCCACUAUCCUUCCAGUUUUUAAUAAUGCGUUGGAGAGUUCUUAACCCAAUUUUAGUAGUUUCUGUAAUCUCCUUAGAUGUUUUCUCUUGAUGCAUGCCAAUGAUUUGACCCUUCUCAAACAGACUAACAUCUUUUCCACUACCACAGGAUGCGUCUUUCGACAUGGUUGUUUAAGAAAUGAGAAACUACUCAUUGCAUCACUUGUGGUUAAAUAACUUGUUUCCAGCUGAAAGAUGAUCACCCAUGCAGUAACUAUCCAAUAGGAGGCUUUUACCUAUUUGCUUAGUUAAAUCCAGGUGGCGACUUUUUUUUUUUGGGCCAGGCAGUGUAUAUAGUCAGUUUAUUUUAGAGUAUUGUGGAGGGGGAUAUGGUAAGUGCAGCAGAUGCAGACAUGUGGGUUAAAUUAUUAAAAUCAAGAAAUAUAACUGGCUUUCCCCUUAUGUAUUCUUCCCGCAGUCUCUGCCUUUCAAUAACAGACUUCCACCCAGACACCUGGAACCCUGCAUGGUCGGUCUCUACAAUCCUAACUGGUCUGCUCAGCUUUAUGGUGGAAAAGGGACCCACGCUUGGGAGCAUAGAAACGUCAGACUUUACAGUAAGCAUCAAUAACUCCAUCUGGAAAGCCAUUUGUAGAUUUUGUAUUUUUAUUUUGUUUUAAAACGGAAACUUCACAUACCAUAACAAUUUAUAAGUUCUAAUGCAAGGAUGUCCCCUGUCCUUUCUCCGUUUUUUACAAUUGUUUUAAAUACACGUUUAUUCACAGUACAGUAUCCAGAAUUCUUCCUAUACAAAGGAAGGAAUUGCAAGAAUUCAGUAGAAAAAGAAUCAUGAACAUGGACUUGAGUUUACAGUUAUGACAUCCUUAGUGAGCACUACAGAUUACAGCAUUUGCCAGAUUAGAGCGCUCUAACAUCAUGUAUACAUAAUAGUGUGAGAACCGUUUGAACUGUAAAAGGUGAACCGCGUCGGCUCCGGUGAGCUAAACAUUGACCAUCUCCCUCUGCCAUCCAAAAAAUCUUACCUAAGGCCAUCUGAUGGUUGUCAAAUGUCUCCAUACUUAUCCUAGCGAUACGUGGCCUUUUGUGGGUACCAUAGUUUUGUGUGUACCAGUUAUUAGGAAAAAAAAGUAACUGGUGCAGUAACUGAUAUCAAAUAGUAUGUAAACACAAAAGAUGCAACAUGUAUGUAUGAGCAAAAAGUUGAUUCCAAACCAAAUAUAAUAUAAAUGACCUAAUAUGGAUGGUAGUGCAAAAUCAUAUGUUUCCCAAAUAUUGGGGGGUGGGGGGGAAAUGGGUGGUAUACACCUUAGUGCUCUACUGUAGAGGGACUUUGGUGGUAUCAGUGUCUGGCUUAUACAUCAAAGAUGAUGGUAACAAUUCUAUUUUAAUUCUAUAUUGUAAGGAAUCAGUUUGCACACUGUAGAAUGUGACAAAUUCCAACUUGUUUACUAGACCCAUUAGGUGGUACUGUCAUUCUAAUUAUUAUUGAAGGAGAUAUUGGGUGCAGUUGUGAGGAAUUCAGUAGAUAAGUUUAUAAUGCACUUUAGCAGCAGCUUGUACAGUGCGAUGUUAUCUCCCCAUAGUGCUCCGGGUACACUUCUGCACUCUUGUACAUUUACUGAGAAAUGCUGUAGAACAGCAUUCACACUCUUGUCACAGUGAGGGACAACUUUAUUUUCUUGGAAUAUCCUGGCUGUGCCAAGCAGUCAAGAAUACAAUUUUAAAAUAGUCUGAUUUCUUUUUUUUUUUUUUUUUUUAAAUAAAAAUACAACUCAUUGCUAAUUUUUUUUCUGACUGUGCAAAAAUCUCUCAUUACAGUGUCCUUUUAAGGUGGUUUCACAAGAAUGAGUUACAUUUGCUAUCCUUGAAAAGAAGAAAGAAACCCUGAAUAACGUCUAUUGAUUUUUCUUUUUUAAAAACUCCUUAUGCUGUUAACUUUGCACAGAGCUUUACGUCUGCCACACCUACACACUCACACUCCCUCUCCUCCUCUUUCAUAUAAUAACUAUAACUGUUUUCCUGCCUCUGACAAACUGUUAAUAUGCAGUUUUUUUUGAGUGAGCUGGAACAGAUGCUUUUGUUUGUUUGUUCCAUUGAAAACUGAAAUAAUAUUUGUAUUUUGUAUGCUUCACAGAAACGACAACUAGCAGCACAAAGUUUAGCAUUCAAUUUAAAGGACAAAGUUUUUUGCGAACUGUUUCCAGAAGUAGUAGAGGUAAGGCUUCGCCUCGAUCAUAAACAACCAAACAAAAAGAAACAAAACUUAAAAUUGUAGAUAUUCGUUAUGUCUCCCAUUUGGUACAUAUUCUCCAAACGGUACCUGGAAUAAUGUGUAUCUGAUGUCAUUCGCACUGCCUCUUGCUGAGAGAGAAUGUAUGUGCUGACGGGUUAUGCUCACCAGCUAGAAACACAUACAUUUUGACACGAUCUACAAGAAAACAAAUCUUAGAAUUGUGUUUGUAUCUAGACCCUGGAAUGAGGCAUUCCUUCAAGCUACUAUGGUAACAUAGUUGUUUAUCAAUAAAAGUACAAUGCAUGGGAUAAAUAUAUUCCGAUUCCUGGAUUUAUUAUCCAAACUCACCCUUUACCCAUUAUAACCAAACUUUGCUAAUUAAUUUAACAUGCAAGCUUUCUGAAACUUGAUGAUAAUAGCGGGAUUUUACAUAAAAUUUAUCUGUUAACCUCUGCUCACUAUCUAUGUAUCUAUUUUUCUUCUUCAGGAAAUAAAACAGAAACAACGGGCACAGGAAGAACUUAACAACCGACCACAGACUCUUCCACUCCCAGAUGUUGUGCCAGACACAGAAGCUCACCUCGUGCAAAAUGGAGCUGCAAUUCUAAAUGGUCACGUUCCUUUGGCAGCCGGAAAUCAUGCUGGUCUGCAACAACCAAACCGUAACCAUGGACUUCUUGGGGGUGCAUUGGCUAAUGUCUUCGUUAUAGUGGGAUUUGCAGCCUUUGCAUACACAGUUAAGUAUGUACUGAGAAGCAUAGCUCAGGAAUGAGAGGUUCAUCUGAACCUCCCAAGAAGAAUCAGAGACCAAACUAGCGCUAGUCAGGAAGAAAAAUGAACUAAUAGGAGGAGAUGGACUCAUUCAGCGCCAUGUCUGGUCAUAACUAUUUGCGCUACACUCGUACAGGUGAUCUUUCAGUUGGCUCAUGGGUUUAUAAUUCUUUUUAGAACGUGAGAAGAGUGCGUAUUUUUCCAUGGCGGCAAAGAAAAGUAAGAGAAUCUGUUCUGUGUUCAAUAGUCUUUUUGGUUGUUUGUUGAUGGCUACCAGAUGUCCUCAUUUCUACAAUCUUUACCAUCUACUUUAAUACAGAAAUGAAUCACGUUUUAAGUAAAGUAAGUUGUAGCUCCUUUUUUCCUUUAUUUUCUUCCUUCCUCUUAAUCAUCCUAAAUGCUGCAAGGAAAUAUCAGACAGCUUUUCUGUGACUACCAUCUUACUGAGAAGAUGAGCCAGGGCUUAUUAGACUGCCUUUUGGUGACCAACAACUCUCAUAGAAGAUGCUGGAGCUGGAUACAGCUGUUCUGUUUUGCCACCGUUCUUAGAAGAUUACAUCUGGGACUAAUCUAAGCUUUCUUCAUUGCGUACCCACUACACCAUGUCUGCCACAAUGCAUUGCCUUGUUUUGGAAGGCAACCAUAAAGUGAUUAUAAGUCCCUAUAUUUAAUAAUAUACUUGUAUUCAUGUGUUCCUUUUUAAGUUGAGAUGUAAAUUUUAGAUAUGACAGCUGGUAUUUUAAGAUGAACUUUGGAAUUGUUAUAUAUCAG
Molecule: messenger RNA, 6730 nt
Organism: Pelobates cultripes (western spadefoot toad)
Lineage: Eukaryota; Metazoa; Chordata; Amphibia; Anura; Pelobatidae
Source: the annotation of a GenBank genome assembly